CUUGGAUGUGGCAUGCAUGGCUCUCCUGCGUACUGCGUCGGCAGAAUCGCGUACGCGAUAAAUCGGCCGUGGCUCCGCGGGGGUACGGCUGCCGUGCACGGUAUUAUAAAAGCCAGGGUGUUUUCAAGACACCGACACGCACUCUCCCCACCAUUCAACACUCCUCAUGCAGCAGAAGGUACUCAUCCUCACUGGCAAGCUUAGCGAAUCGAGCGGCAAGUUCGUCGUCGACGUCAAGGAUAUGCCGGAGCCUGGUCCUGGCUACGUCCUCGUCGAGGUUCAUGCGGCGGCGCUGAACCCGAUAGACUGCGCGAUGGCGGACACGGGCCUCUUCGUCAAGGAGUGGCCCCUUACUUUAGGUUUCGACGCUGCAGGUGUCGUCAAAAAGCUUGGUGAAGGCGUCACACACUUCGCAGUUGGCGAUAAAGUCAUGCAUGCAGGUACCCAUGUAGAUCCAGCAGUGUUCACGUUCCAGCAGUACGUUGUUAUGCGCGCAGAAUUUGUUGCGAAAGUUCCUUCGAAUAUCACUCUAGAUCAGGCUGCCACCAUUCCUUUGACGAUGGCGACUGCCGCUCUUGGGCUGUACGACAAGAAACAAAAACCUUUUGGUGGUAUUGGUUUAACUCCGCCUUGGGAGGAAGGUGGCCGAGGCAAAUAUGCUGGCGAGCCCAUUGUCAUCCUGGGUGGCGCUUCAGGUGUUGGCCAACAUGCAAUCCAGUUUGCUAAGAUCUCUGGAUUCUCUCCUAUUAUCACAACGGCUUCGACGAGCAACGAAGAAUACCUCAAAUCGCUGGGCGCGACACAGGUCGUCGAUCGGAACUUACCCCUGUCUGAGCUCUCGUCGCUCGUAAAGCAGAUCACAGACAAGCCGGUCAAGUACGGCUUCGGCGCAAUCGGGACCCCGGACGCGCAGGACGCACUCUAUGAUGUGGUCGCAUCCGGCGGCCAGCUGCUCCUCGUCAAGCAGCCCACGAUUGACGAGGCAAAACUCGCAAAGGGAGACAAGUAUGUUGGGCGCGUGUUUGCGGACGUCCAUCUGCCGGCACAGCAGGAAGUCGGCAGGGGCCUGUACGCGCAUCUCACUCGCUUGGUCGAAGCUGGAGAUAUCAAACCUACGAAGCUGGAGGUGCUUCCGAACGGUCUGGCGGGGAUCCCCGAAGGGCUACAGAGGUUAAAGAAGGGAGUGAGCGCGCUCAAAUUUGUCGCGCGUCCUCAAGAAACUCCUUAAGCUUUUUCCAUCGACGUUAAGGGGCUGAGCGAGCAGAGUCACCAAUACCAGUGUGAAGAAGCAGGAAAUAUUCGUAAAGGCAUUGAAUUUCGUCAAUAAGCAGAAGGAAAAGGUCACGGUAAAGGCCAUAGGAUAUAGGUAACCUGACUCUAGC
Messenger RNA from Phanerochaete carnosa HHB-10118-sp, 1382 nucleotides. RefSeq lists its product as uncharacterized. The coding region runs from base 167 to 1228 and encodes 353 amino acids. The transcript has 5 exons. NCBI's taxonomy places the organism in Eukaryota, Fungi, Basidiomycota, Agaricomycetes, Polyporales, Phanerochaetaceae. The record is from RefSeq and is a predicted model, not a curated record. Gene Ontology annotation, molecular function: oxidoreductase activity, acting on NAD(P)H.